AUGGCGGCGGCGGCGGCGGCCGUGAGCGCCCCGCAGGGCCCCGCGCCCCCCGCGCCCGCCGCGCCCGCCGCGCCCGCCGCGCCCCCCGCCGCCGGGCUGGGCCGCUGCCGCGCGGCGCUGCUGCUGGCCGUGGCGCUGGACGUGGCGGGCAUGGCGGCGCUGCUGACCGGCGUGUUCGCGCAGCUGCAGGUGCGCGGCCGCGACUUCGGCGACCUGCUCAUCUACUCGGGCGCGCUGCUGGUGUUCGUGAGCCUGCUGGGCUGGAUCCUCUGGUACACCGGCAACGUCGACAUCUCCCGCCAGGAGCUCGAGCGCGACUACGGCCUGCGGCCCUCGGCGCUCGCCCGCCUGGCGCGCAAGCUGUCCCGCCGCUGGUCCGCGCCCGCCGGCCCGCGCGCGCCCGGGGCCCGCGGCGCCGCCCGCGCCCCCCGCGCGCCCCCGCCCGGCGCCGGCUCCCGCCGCGUGCGCCUGCAGCUCGCCACGCUCGAGGCCGCGCCCGGGUCCGACUGA
Messenger RNA from Pipistrellus nathusii (Nathusius's pipistrelle), 510 nucleotides. The record is from the annotation of a GenBank genome assembly. Lineage: Eukaryota; Metazoa; Chordata; Mammalia; Chiroptera; Vespertilionidae.